Molecule: messenger RNA, 3393 nt
Organism: Drosophila suzukii
Lineage: Eukaryota; Metazoa; Arthropoda; Insecta; Diptera; Drosophilidae
Source: RefSeq, a predicted model, not a curated record
CAGUUUUUGCUACGGUCCCCAGGCGAAAGGUUGUUCUGUUCGGCCAAGUCUCGGAAUUCGGAUCGUAUCGCAACGGGGGAAAGAAAUAAAAACAACAAGCUGAAACCGUAUACUUAAUACGCGUGUGUGUAGCUCAAAAAAACAAGAAAAAUAUAAAUAAACAAAACUACAUUGCUACGUCAGAAGACUACAAACAAAAGAUAUGAACGCAGCGCUGACGUCGCCGCCAAGCGAUUUGCGUGCACUUCAAGGGGAGGAGAACUGCAUUCGGGGCCCUCGCUCUCCUCCGAUCUUUCCGAUCAGCAGUGCCUUGAGAUUGCCGCUCUCGAAGUGAACGUUCCGAUGUGGAAACCUUAUACACAUGUCUAACUACACAAGCUAAUCCCAGCCAGACCAAAUCAGCUUUGAAUCGGCAGCAUAAGAACUGGACUAACUUAAUGCUAUCCCGCUGCACCAGUCGGAACGGAAGGAGGAAGUAGUUUGGAAUUUCGCUUUGGAUCGAUAUCAUGAGCUCGCGAGGAACUGGUUUCGUCCUGAACGCCCAGUCCAUGGGCCUAAAUAUCUCGAGACCGCCAUCACCAUCACCGCCACCGGCCAGUUCCAGGUGUCAGGAAUCGCAGCAGAGCAAUGCCUCCCAGCUGGGUGUCCUGACGGGGGAGGGAUCCUCCCUGGAGGCCUCGACCCAGUCCCAGUGCAAUUCCAGCACGGAGUCCAUAUCCACCGAUUAUUACCGCUGCCUGCUCCAAAAGCUGCCAGACGCCAACGACGAUGGCAAGAUGAACUUCGAGCUGAACAACAUAUUCCUCAAGCGGCUGGAAGAGAUUGACAGCCUGGACGGCCAGGGAGGUGAUGCAAUGUACACCUCGCAGCUGCGUCUGGUCACUUAUCAGGAGUGGGUGGACUUCCUGCUCCACGUGAACCACGUGAUCCUGGGCAACAUGUCGGAUCUGGAGGAGGAGGCCUACGGCAAGAUCAUGGACUGCUUUCAGUCGGCCCAAGGAGAGCAGCAACAGGCGCUGGAGGUGAAUCGCAAGCUGCAGAAGGACAUUUGCAAGCUCAUAAAGCUUGUGCAGACUGCCCACCAUCGCGGCAUUUGGGACCUGAAAGGCCUGUCCCUGGAGACCAUGACCGUGAAGGAACUGAUGGGCGUGGGAGAGGAUGAGCCCCUGCCGGAAAGCGAGAGCGAGAAGAUGGCCGAGUGCAUGAAGUCUCUGGUCAGCGAGAUGGCCGCCAAGCACGACGAGCUCUGCCACCUGAAGUCCCAGAUCAGCGUCCUGGAUGAAGUGAUCAUCACGGCCAGGCAGAAGCUGCUCCUCAAGGAUCAGUGCAUAGCCCAGCUCCAUCAGCAGCUGCAAGAGAUCACUGAGUGCUUUGCCACCAUGUCAGAGCAUACGAAAUGCGUGGGUCACUCUACCAAUGUAAAUUCCAGCGGGGAUUUGGAACACGAUCGGGCAAAGGCGGAGGAGUCCGCCAGCGAUACGCUGACCGCCGAUACGAUCACAAACAACAUGCUGGAGAAUCUCACGAUGCAGGACUCCCAGGAGAGCGAGAUGCUCCGGAUGCUGAACAGGGAGCUCAACGAGCUCUUCGACUUGCACCACAAACAGGACUACCAGGCCAUGGAAUGCAGCCGGAAACGUCUGUCUUGCUUCUUCGAAAAGUUGACAUCAGAGCGUGAUGAUACCGUGAAGAAACUAGAGAGCAUUCGUAGUCAUCUGAGGAUCCUUCAAUCGGACAUAGACCAAUCCUGGCUAAGCUCAGUUAACCCACGGACAGGUCCCGGUGAUCCUGACACCCAGAUGCUGGAAGCCCUACGAAGACGAAUGCACAACCUUAGCCAAAGUAACCGGGAAUUGCACGGAAAGUACCAGCGCCUCGAUACCGAGUCAAAAAUCAAAAUUUCAGAGCUGCAGGCCAGGAUUGAAUCUGAAAGCGGCUUCAGUCAGAGGAAUAGCGAUAUCCUAAAGGAGAUCGCCGAAAUGAUUUGCAAACUGGGUUCUGUGGAAUUCUCCUACAACGAAAUCUACGAGGAAUCCUCGACAGAAAAUCCCUUCUGUGCGGCCAUCAUGGAAAUAAUCGAGCAGAGAUCCGAGCAGGAGCAGAAACAAAUGGCAUGUAACGAACACCUCGCCUGCCAAAUCCAAGGACUGCAGAACAAUCUAAAGGAUCGAGAUAAUCAGAUCGACCAGCUGCAGUCCAUGAUCAGGAGCUACUCCGACUUCAGCGAAAAUAACCGACUUAAAGGAGAGAUACACGAACUCAAACAGAAGAAUUGUGACCUGUCUCGCCAGGUGCGGGAAAUGGCUACUUUGCUGAACAACCGAGAAGAACAACGCGUGGAGCUGUGCACCGAACACGGGCACUUGGUGACAAGCUUCGAGAAUCAGUGCCAGGAGCUUAAGGCAACCAAUAGAAGAGUGCAGAGCUUGCAGUCAAAACUGGAUCAGCUGGAGCAGCUGCAGGAUGAGUUGAGGACAGAGCGCAAAAUGCUGCGGGAGGAGGUGAUCGCCCUGAAGGAGAAGGAAGCCGUAUCAGCGGGACGUGAGCGGGCACUUCAAGACCAACAGAAAAAUUUCCAUCUGGAGGUGGAGAAGCAGCGCCAAACAAUUAGCGAAUUACAUGCACAACUGCGCUUAGAGGAAGCCCGUUUCCAUGAAAGUCAACGGCAGAUGGAUGAGGUCAUGAAGUCUGUGAGGCAGGACAUGCGCGCCUCAGAGGCCAAGCACCAGCAAGUAGUGACCCGUCUGAAGCAGCAGACCGAGGUAAACCAGCAGCAGGAUCAGAUCAUCGGCUCGUUUCGCAAGUGGAAGGAUGCACAGGUCAGGGCCGACGAUGCGAUGCGCCAGUGCGCCAAGCGGGCCGAGGAGCACAUCCACAUGCUGCUGGAAGAGAACCAGGCGCUGGCCGAGGACUAUCGCAACCUCUUCCGGGACCACACGCUCCUGGAGACAGAGAUGUACCGGGUCAAGCAGGCGGUGAACUAUGCGUCCAGCUCCUCGUUGGCAUGCCCACCUCAGACGAGCGGUAGACGGACGAAUGCCGAGGCGGGAAACGAUAUGGACAGGCGACUGCAGAAUUUGACCAGCACCUCCCAGCGUAUUUCCAACCAGAACCGGACUCUCAACGAACAGUUCUGUAACCCCUUGAGUUCUCGUAGUCCGUCAGGAAUAGGUCGCCCGGUGGCGGAGUCCACAUUGAGGCCCAAAGGAUCCUCGGAUGAUUUGUCGUAAGACAGGACGUAUAACCUGGAAUUCCCCCUCCCUCCGUCCAUUUUAUCUAUGUUUUCACCCAAAAUCCCUAGGCCAACAAUAUUUUCGAGGCGCGUAAUUUGUAAAUUAUCUUUGUAAAUUGUGGUAGAAAAGAAAUAAAACCAAGUGCUUGUGUAGCUGGUCC